This is a messenger RNA of Prorocentrum cordatum, 1474 nucleotides long. Lineage: Eukaryota; Dinophyceae; Prorocentrales; Prorocentraceae. The record is from the annotation of a GenBank genome assembly.
CAGAGAGAUGGCGUUUCGCCGAGAUCCAGACCGUGGAGCGCCGAAUCGUGCAGGUUGGCGUCGAGCGCCGCAACGAUGUGGAGCUUCAGCAGCAGAUCAGCACCUAUGUGGCCGGCAUCGUUGACCUCCAGCAGGGCAGGCAUGAGCUGGAGACCGUAAGUAUGCGCUUGAGGGUCACUGAGGCAGGCGAGGGACGGCCUCAGGCUCGAGUACGACGGGCCAAGCAGUACUUGAACCACGAGAAGCGCGAGUACGAGCAGCAGAUCGGUCGUGCUCGGCAUGCGGCUACCACCCACAUCCAGCAGGAGUUGCAGCAGUGCGUCGAGGAGCGCGACGCUGCGAUGGUGCGGUCCAGGGAUGUCCACAAGGCAGAGAUGCGGGUCUUGGAUGCCGAGGCAAUCACGUCUUGGUUACAGGCCGAGUGGACCGAGGCGACCGAGCAGGUCCAGAGCGCCGAGGCGAAGGUGCAGCAGAGAGGCAUCGCAAAGGACCAGCAUUUCGAGCGUCUCAAGGCGGAGGCGAGCGACCUGAAGUUCAAGUUGCAGGAGGAGUCCGAGAUCGCGCAGUUGGCGCGGCGGCGGCUGACUACACGUGCCCAGUCGUCGGACGAUCAGCUGCGCGGGGAGCUCAACGACGCGGCCAUGAAGUGCGAGAUGGUGGAGGCCGAGGCGUCCAGGCAGAUCGCGGCUGCGUGGGCUGAGUGCAACGUGAAGGUCGAAUCAGCUCAGCACGAGGAGCGGGAACACAAGCGAGGCGCAGAUUCGGCCAGGGUGAAUUUCUACGCAAGCCAGGCUUUGCACAACACCGAGAAGGAAUACUACGAGCACGAGGUCGACGAGUUGCGCGCCGAGUCCCGCGAGUUGAGGGACGAGAAGGCGGCCUUGGCGAGGGCGGCCCAGGAGCUGAUGGACAUCCAAGCUCCAGGACCGCAUGAGCAUGAGUACGCCGAAGGCCAUUGGGAGCAGCAGGACGACAUGGAUUUCGGCAGUCGGACUGGACCAGUCGAUCCAGGACCUGCGGUCCCACCAGGACUCUCGAGGCAGUCGGCGGCAACGCCGGGUGCAUCGUCCCAGGACGCUGGCAUCGCCGCAGCCAUGAUGGAGUUCAUGCGCCAGAUGGCCGACCAGCAGCGUGCUGGGGUCGAGGAGCAGAGCGCGCUGCUGAAGGGGCUUACGCGCGCCCAGGAGAGCUUGGCCGAGGCGCAGCGCGAAUCCCAGUCGAAGCUGAAGCCAGCGAAGCCUUCGCUCACGGGCAAGGAUGCGAGCACCUUGAAAGUCGAGCUUGAGAAGUUCCGCACCUACCAGAACGAAGCGCGCCAGAACAGCAAGGCGAUCUGGUUCGAGGGCGCGAGGGCCAUCGCUGAGGGCACCGCGAAGAUCGAGCUCGAAGACAUGAUCGUUACCGAGAUGGGUGGCGAGGAGGCUUUCCAGAAGCUGGUUCGUGUUCGGGACGAUCCGCGAUGGGACCUCUAUUG